Molecule: messenger RNA, 2993 nt
Organism: Monomorium pharaonis (pharaoh ant)
Lineage: Eukaryota; Metazoa; Arthropoda; Insecta; Hymenoptera; Formicidae
Exons: 6
Coding region: 623-2404 (593 amino acids)
Source: RefSeq, a predicted model, not a curated record
AUAAAAAAUAUAUUUAAUUGAAAAAAAAUUAGAAUCUUUAUCUAUAAUAAUUAUCUGCCGUAUUUGUCUGAGAACCUUGCUCUCCAUUACAUCAUCGCGUAAUGAAGGAAUUUAAGGAAAUAUCGAUCACAUCGUCGAAGAAAAUAUAUUAGUGUCUGACUAAGAGUCAUUUAGCUACCAUCAUGUAAGAUUGGUCCAUGGCCCAGAUCUUCUAUGCCCUUCCACGAUCAACUAUAAAAACCUCCAGUAAGUGCAUCGUCGGCUUGCAGAUCGCAACCCCCGUACGUUUAUACGCGAUCAUCGAUCUUUCUCAAGUUAGUUUCCCAAAACUCGUUGAUUAUUCCCAAGAUGUUGUCUAGAAUCGCGCACCAGAACCUAACGAGACGCAACAUAUGUUAAAUCACAUACUGAUGUGUACGAUCGUCGUGAGUUUUCUAUUGAUAUUUGUCAUUAUCAGUAUUAUAUUGGUGUUGAUUUACAAACCGAUUUACGUUUGGGAAAUCGACACACCUUACUGAAGAAUUCGAAUAUUCUCUCUGUUUUCCUUCGAAGUUUCAACAUCAUUAUCAACGAUCGUAAUUAUUUGUAAAAAGCUGGGAUAAAUCAUUGACUGCGAAAAAAAAUGGACGGAUCAGGACAGCGAAGUGUCCUUCGAGUGCUUUUGCUACUUUCCGUGACAACUUUGACGAGAUGCGCGUUGCUGGAGAUGUCCCGGAUGCUCUGGAACAAGACGGUGACUGGAGGCAUAACCACAAUUGGCAGGCUGGACCCGUUGAGGGUGCCGCUGGUCAAGGUUGAUCAAUCCGAAGGUGACGCCAAUUACAGGGUGAUCCUGAGGAAUUUGGAGAUCGUCGGUCUUAAUGGAUCAGUUUUGGAGAGCAUUCACAUCGCUCGUGGCGGGCUGCAGUCCAAUCUGAGUGAACUCCAAGCCGGAUACAUGAGCUACAGUGACCUUAGAGAUGUGGAUUCUAUUAAGUAUAGGUUCCACACUAUGACGAGGGAACCCAGUGCGCCUAGGGAGAGCCUCGAAGCUGUAGUUUCGUCUACGAAUCGAGCUGCUGACAUAAGACCUUCUUCGCGGUAUCAGGAUGCUCGCUUUGAUCGGUUGCAGCAAGAUCAACAUGGCACCAGGAUGUUCGAACAAAGUCGGCAGUAUGACCGACGCAUUCCUUUUCGACCUUAUGUUACAUCUGAUAAUUUUCAUAGAGGCAAUUUGAAAGCGUCAGGCAAUUUUGAGACAAAUGCUGAGAAUAUUGACAAUUUUAAACAGCCGGCUUACGUUCAGCCUAUUUAUACGCAGAGAACGAGAAGUUUCCAAGGAUAUCAUGGAGAGCUACAGAAUAAUAAAGACACGAUCGAUUGCGACGACACAAGGACUUUUCAAUUCAAAGGAAAUCAAGGCAACCGAUAUGAUCAACAAGGCGUCAAUCCCGGAGAACGAGCCGGAGAUGUUAAGGUUUCCGCAUCAGAAACAGUCGAGACCGGGUUGAAAAAUCAUGGUGACGUAAGACCACCUGCGUUGUAUAAUAUAGAACAGUCUCAGCGAUCGGACGUAGCAUCUUCCGGUAAUGUUAAAUCGUCCAGAAACAGAAUGAGAGAACGAUCGGGUUACAUCGACAUUAUAUACGCGGACGAUAAAACUAAUGACAGCGUAAAGCACUUUGGUAAUCUGGGUACCACUUCUGGAGAAAAUCGACAAGUAUACGGAAUCGAUGACAUCAUGAAGAACAUUCGAGACAACACAAAAUUUAUCAUCUACAAUUUUACGGAAGGUGAGGCCCUGAAAAAAAGUAACGACAUGGUUAAAGCUGCGGUGGAGGCUAAAAGAUUAAAGGACCUAAUCAGAUAUGCAAAGAAUUAUCAAGAGGAGCAAGGCUAUUUUGAGGAAGGCAUGCAGCUGAUCUAUCAUUAUGGUGGAAUAGACGUAAAAAAUGGCAGCGUUUCUCAGAAUCUCAACGAUACCAAAAGAACGAAACGAGAACAUCCUAAAGAGAUAUCUGAAGAUGAUAUAAUGCAUGUGAUUUUGAGAAUACGCGUCCCGUUGCUUCGUGUGAAAUCUCAGUACACGCUGGUAGGAAAAGUGGGGAAGGAGAUGUUACGUGGUAACGGCUUCCUUACCGGGAACUUUACCGACGUAGUGGGUGAUUUUACUCUGGAAUUGAAGAAGAUUAAUAAAGAAUUGAUCGUUCGUACUGCUAGAGCGAAAUUAUCCGCGAAGGAUAAGAAACUUAAUCUUCAAGGUAUGGACGAGAAGGGACCGGUGCAAGCUAUUCUCAAUCAAGGUUUAAUGGCUGCGGAGGCAGUCGCCGCGAUGCUCGCCGACGACUUCGCGACCAAAGGACUCGGCGAGAGAACGCCUGACGCGCUGAUCUACAGGAUGUAUAAGGAUUUACCAGCCAAUUAAUCAGCCUGUCUGGAGGCGAGCAAAUACUUCGCUUUAUUUUCCUGCCCGCCAAUCGCAUGUCUUAUUUUAUCUAGAUUUGCUUCUUUAUUUUAUUUCUUUGACAUGUCUGGAAGUGCGUUAGUUUAAUUUUUUUAUUUAUUUCGUAAAUCUAUUCUAUAUGUAUGUACCAUAUGUCUAUAUACGUUUAAAUUACUAUUGACAUGUUUAAUUGCACGUAUUAGUAUAUAUGCAAUUUAGAGAAAAAUUAUCAAUAUUGUGUGACAAUACUUUGUUGUUUUAUAAUAUUUCUUAAAUAAAAGUUAAAAAUAAGACUUUGAAAACAAAUGAAAAUUAGGAAGCAUUUUUUAUCAAAUGAAUAGUAUUGGGAAUACAAGUAAGUUUUAAAGGAUUUAUAAUAGAGGACGUUACUAGUAUUAAAUUGCAUCGGACCAUAACCUAACCUUCAUGUUAAAGCUUCAUCGUUAGGCUUAAGUUUUCAGUACGUCUCAUUUUGUUGAAGUGAAACAACAUAGUUUUUUUUAACUUCAAAUAUAUCGACUUUUGUUCCAACAAAACGCAAUUUGCGGGAAGCUUUACUCUUCUGCUUCCA